This is a messenger RNA of Desarmillaria tabescens, 1157 nucleotides long. RefSeq lists its product as uncharacterized. Bases 333 to 893 code for a protein of 186 amino acids. The record is from RefSeq and is a predicted model, not a curated record. Lineage: Eukaryota; Fungi; Basidiomycota; Agaricomycetes; Agaricales; Physalacriaceae. The transcript is spliced from 4 exons.
AUGAUUUGUUGUGGCAGAGAGCACUCUGAGGAAAGGAAUUGUUAAUCUAGAUUGGAAGAACCAAGAUGGACGAUCAUCUUCCAAUUGCACGCGCCAGUGGAGUGUCGAAAACCCUAAAUUCAAGUUUAGUAACCCGUAUUCUCCGAUACGAAGAUUGGACCCUGCAGCAUCCUGAUUCAGGUCACUGAAGGAAUACUCUUUUCGAGGAUCCAAUUGAAGACUUGCGCCACGCCUUCAGAAUCUUUUACGUUUUUUCUUCUUCAACUCCUCUGAGCAGCGCUUCGGAAAAGCAGCCCCGGACGCUUCUGGACAUCAUCCACCGCUCUUUGUCCAUGAAUGCAACGUCUUUUAAAAGCAGGGUCGUGCCAUCUAUACGCUUAACGUUCGGCCUGGCUACAACCAUGUAUCUCUUCAAAAUUCUAUGCACCCUUCUCUUUGGCGUAGUUGUCUGCGUUGCGCAUCCUAGCAUCGUCAAACCGCGCAACGGCACCCGAAUUGAUCCCGGCCAGCAAUUCGACUUUGAAUACCAGUCCAUCGCAGAUUACGACAUUUCUGCCUAUAACUUCACAGUGUGGCUCUUCACUUCGCGUCCUUCAUUGUUCCACGCUACCGAGGACUUUGCUACUGGGUCAUACAUGGGCCGUUACUCGAUGCGCAAUCAUCCCGGAAAUGAUUAUCCGCACAACCUUCCUCCACCUUACCUGACAAUGCCCAACUUUGAAGAUCUUCCUGUGGGCUUCGGUGUUGGAGAGCCAUGCGAGGAUAGGAAGAUUUAUUUGGCGGUAAUAGAAGAGUACGCCACUGGCGAGGCUGCCGUGGGUUUAAGAAUGAGCUUGUCGAUGAACCAUAUCAUCUACAACGCGACAACGCGAUUCCGAGACUUGCUUCAAUGAUUUGACCGUCUAACAGAAAUGGCCCCUUGGAGGAGGGCAACAAUGAUUCCAUUGCUACUUUUCCUUCCAACGGUCAAUGAUUGUAUACUGAGCCAAUUAAUCGCUUGAAAUUUCGUAUCACGUAGUAUUAGUAUCACAGCGAUAAAUUUCACGAUUGCGAAGGCAGCGAGUACAAUUGUUUCUAAGAAUAUGUACUUUGCCAGAUCGAUGAAAAUUACCUCCUCGGAACUCAGUUGUAAGUUCCCCUUGUAUACUUUAAAGGAC